Euleptes europaea (tarantolino) is the source of this 289-nucleotide messenger RNA. RefSeq names its product cytochrome c oxidase assembly factor 6 homolog. Gene Ontology annotation, biological process: respiratory chain complex IV assembly. The record is from RefSeq and is a predicted model, not a curated record. The transcript has 2 exons. NCBI's taxonomy places the organism in Eukaryota, Metazoa, Chordata, Lepidosauria, Squamata, Sphaerodactylidae. The coding region runs from base 8 to 247 and encodes 79 amino acids. Gene Ontology annotation, cellular component: mitochondrion; respiratory chain complex IV.
UUAACUAAUGUCAGCACCGUUAAUGAAGGAAAGGGAAGCAUGCUGGGAAGCACGGGAUACGUUCUGGAAGUGCUUAGAUGAAAAUAUGGAAGAUACAUCCAAGUGUGAAAAGUUUAGGUGCUCUUUUGAAAGUUUAUGUCCACAGCAGUGGGUUAAAUACUUCAAUAGAAGAAGAGAGUAUUUAAGAUACAAAGCUAAACUAGAAGGAGGAGAAUUUCUGCCUUCAGAGAAUCCUCAGAAGUCAUAGCUACUUAGUCUCUUUUCUGGUUACUUCAGCCAUAAAAAUGUU